UUUUUUAGUCUUUUCUUUUUAACUGUGCUCCAUUGUUUACCAUUCACAAAAAUAAUAAUAUAAAAUAUGGAUUUAAAUUGGCAAUAAGUGAUUUAGCGACUUAUACAUGAGUUUUUCAUUUUUAACUUCGAUUUAUGUGUUGUAAACAAAAUGUCUUCGAGUUCCGCUGAAGAUAUACCUGAGCAGUGUAAAGAUCUAUUUACACAGGAUGGAGUAUUGCUUAAGUCAUGUAUUGGUCGUUCAAUUAAUGAGCUCAACUCUAUUGGUAUGCUGUGUAUAGUGCAGAAUGCUGAUGCUUCUAAAUGUGUGGAAUGGAGACCUAAUGAUUUGAUCACUAUUGAUUCUGACACACAGGACCAGGAAUGGGCUGUUGUUAAUACUAUUGGUCGUCGUCAACGAACUCUAAGUGGAAAUAUGACGUCAGAUUAUGCGACACUCAGAGCACGAAUUAUAAAGAUACCGUUGAGCGAACUGAAAACAUUCCGAGUGUCCAGAAACAAUCAGCAGAUGCAAUUCUCAACAAAAUCCGGCGUUUGGCAGAUGUCAUUCUAUUUCCAACACGGGAAUGCUGAAAUCUUUGUAGCAUAUCUAAAAAAUCACGUCAAAACAACUAAAGCGAGAAAUGAUAAAAACACAUAUAUUGUUGUGGAACCGAACAGAGAGACACAAGUUUUGAACAAAUCGUUUGCGGAAUUGGAUAUAUUUACGGAGAAUCCCACUGAUGUUGUUUGGAGUUUGGUAUCAAAUUUAAGACAAAGACCUUAUGAAACCACUAUGGAGGCUUUCUCAAAACUCACUGAUAUUGUGUACUAUGGUAAUGAAGGUAUGAACGGUAAGCGGGAUGUGUCAGAAGAAGUAGCAGAUCUGUUAACAAAGAGCAUGAGUGCGAUGGAGGAUAGUACAGCGGUCACCAGAAGUGAUGAGUAUGAGGUUAUCAGUGUGAAACCCACUCUACCACCACGACCUUGUAUACCCAGAGGCACACCAUUGUCAACGGAGAAAUGGGACGGCUUGCAGGACACUGAUGGUCGAGUUACUGAAGUGGAAGGAGUAAAACAACUUAUAUUUAGAGGGGGUGUAGCACAUUCGAUACGCCACUCAGUAUGGAAAUACCUAUUAGAUUAUUAUCCAUGGACAAUGACCCAUUCGGAGAUAAAAAAUCUACAAAGAAAGAAAACAGAAGAAUAUUUCUCUAUGAAGUUACAAUGGAGGUCAAUGACUGAAGGGCAGGAGUCAAGAUUCUCUGAAUACAGAGAAAGGAAGAGUUUAGUGGAAAAGGAUGUUAACAGAACGGACAGAACUCAUCCAUUUUAUGCCGGUGAAAAUAAUCCAAAUUUAAUAGUGCUUCAAGAUAUAUUAAUGACGUAUGUGAUGUACAACUUUGAUUUAGGUUAUGUGCAAGGGAUGAGUGAUAUUUUGGCGCCAUUGUUGUUGUUGUUGGGCAACGAAGUUGAUAGCUUUUGGUGUUUUGCCGGUUUUAUGGAGAGAAUUGCGGCUAACUUCGACAUGGACCAGGCGGGCAUGAAGCAGCAGCUGCUGCAGCUCCAGCAGCUGCUGACGUUCGCAAGCCCCGAGCUGGCGCAGCACCUCGCGCAGAAGGACUCCGGCAACAUGUACUUCUGCUUCCGCUGGCUGCUCGUCUGGUUCAAGAGGGAGUUCUCGCACACUGAUAUCAUGAGGUUAUGGGAAGUGCUCUGGACGGGGCUGCCAUGCGCUAAUUUCCAUUUAUUGAUAUGUGUUGCCAUUCUCGACACGGAGAAAGAUAUAUUAAUAGGCAAAGAUUAUGGAUUCACUGAAGUUUUAAAACAUGUCAAUGAUUUGUCAAUGAGAUUGGAUGUAGAUAAAAUUUUAAGCACAGCGGAAGGUAUAUUCCAUCAAAUAGUUUCCGCACCUCAUUUAACGGACCAAAUCAGAAUAAUACUCGGUCUUCCUACUAUCGGAAGAACGGACACAGAAGUUAAUCAAGACACAGAAGUCAGUCCGAAAGCAGAAUGUUCCAGAAGUAAGGAAUCUUCUAGAAGUAAUGGUUCAGAUCAACGUGUCUUUGCACCGGAGGCGGACGAAGUUAUGUAUCAAAUAGGUCUUGAUAUGAAUUUCUAAAAGCGGUGAUUAUUCUCGCUGUUAUAUAUGUAUAUAUUUUUGUUUGUAUGUCUUUGUAUUGCAUUUUGGAUAAUUCACAAUUUAUUGCAUGCAAACAUUAAAUUUAUUAAAGGUACUGUAAAGUUUUUUUAGAACUUUUUUUA
Molecule: messenger RNA, 2243 nt
Organism: Papilio polytes (common Mormon)
Lineage: Eukaryota; Metazoa; Arthropoda; Insecta; Lepidoptera; Papilionidae
Gene: Tbc1d15-17
Product: TBC1 domain family member 15
Exons: 9
Coding region: 151-2100 (649 amino acids)
Biological process (GO): activation of GTPase activity
Molecular function (GO): GTPase activator activity
Source: RefSeq, a predicted model, not a curated record